Messenger RNA from Cuscuta europaea, 1330 nucleotides. Lineage: Eukaryota; Viridiplantae; Streptophyta; Magnoliopsida; Solanales; Convolvulaceae. The record is from the annotation of a GenBank genome assembly.
GUUCAGAAAUUGUAUACACUAUUUUCUGGUUCAACAAAAAGAUGGGCAAUUUUGAAAGAGCAUUUAGAGGGCUUAACUUUGAAGUCAUUGUCCACCACACGUUGGGAAUGUCAUGUGGAAAGUGUUAAAGCAAUUGUAACCCAAACUUUGCAAAUACGAGAAGCUUUGAUUGAACUGGGAAAAGAUUGCACUGAUUAUUCGUCUAAAAAUGACGUUAAAAGUGUGCUGAAACAAGUAGAAAAGUUUGAAUUCUUAUUGGGCAUGGUAAUAUGGUAUGAUGUUUUGCAUCCCAUUAAUAAAGUCAGUAAAUUAUUACAAAGUGAAGAUAUGUGCAUGGAUGCUUGUAUAGUAAAUAUGAAUGCUUUGAUUAUUUAUUUAAACAAGUAUCGAAAUGAGGGGUUUGAAGAUGCAAUGAGUAGAGCAAAAGGUAUUGCUCUAGAAUUGGGGCUUGAACCUUGUUUUCCUGAAAGGCGAUCGAUCCGGAGGAAAAAACACUUUGAUGAAGAUAAAGAAGAUGAUGAAGAUAAGUCGCCUCAAGAUGCUUUUAAGUGUUUUUAUUUUAAUGUUGUAAUGGAUGCUUGUUUGGUUUCUCUGCAAAGUAGAUUUGAUCAGAUGAAGGUUUUUCAAGGUAUUUUUGGGUUCUUGUUCAAUUCAAGGAACUUGAAAUCAUUGGAUUCUGAUAAGUUGAUAGAUUCUUGUAAGAUACUUGCAGAAGCUCUACAAGAUGGUGAAAAGGAAGACAUUGAUAUGGAUUAUUUAUUUCAAGAAUUGAAAAUGUUGCAAAAUAUUUUACCGGAUGAUAGGGACACAGCCAUUAAAAUUCUUGAUUUUGUGAAGAACUUGUGUUGUUAUCUGAAUACAACAAUUGCUUACAGAAUACUGUUGACAAUACCUGUGACCGUUGCCACAGCGGAGAGAAGUUUUUCAAAGUUGAAGAUACUGAAGAAUCAUUUGCGAUCGACUAUGUCUCAAGAAAGGCUGAAUGGAUUAGCAAUUUUAAGCAUUGAGCAUGAAUUCUUGGAAAAGCUGGUGCAGCGGGCGAUCAGUCGAAGGUUGGGAGCAGAUAUCAGUCGCCGUUUGGGGGUGCCUUCCUUGCCGAUCGAACAGAGAGUGCAGUGCAAGGAGUUUGGGAGCAGUGAUCAAUCGACGUUUCAGUAUGAAUGUUUCUGAUUGUAGUUUCAGGGACUUUGGGUGCAACACAAGGAGUUUGUACUAGUUAUUAGGAGGUGGCAAAGGCGACGAGCAGACAAUGAGAGGUGAAGGACUAAACAAGGGGGGAGACAGAUCGAUGUUCCACCCCCUCCUGAACUGCCGCCUUGGAGCAAUCGAG